AUGAAACUUCGUCCAUAUCAAGUGAAAGCAUCGUGGCGUAAGGGUUCAGAGCACGUAUUCGCAGACGCCCUCUCACGACAUCCUGUAUCAAUCCCGACUAGUGAUGAUGAACUUGGAGAAGAUCCAGCACUGUCCUGCCGCAGUAUCUGUAUCUGUCUACUCCAAGAUGGUCCCCAGAGUCUCCAGUUCGCUAAGCUCCGUGCCGCAGCAGCAUCUGAUCCUGACUACCAGAUGCUACUCGGGUAUAUCCAGAACGGAUUUCCCUCAGCACAAAAGCAGCUGCCCGAGCCUCUUCGUGCGUAUUGGAACGUGCGUGAACAUUUGUCCACCGACAAUGGCAUAGUCCUGAAAGGUCUACGCAUAGUCGUCCCAGCCUCUCUGCGUGCGUCAACGCUGAUCGACCUUCACGCAGCCCACCAAGGUCUGACCCGUACCAAGCGACGUGCUCGUCAGACAGUGUAUUGGCCCGGAAUGAACAGUGAGUUAGACACGCUAGUCCGCAGCUGUGAUUCAUGCCGUGAAUUUCAGCCGUCUCAGUCUGCCGAACCGCCCAUUUCUGACCGCAAGCCCACUUUGCCAUUCGAAAGUGUUAGUGCUGACCUUUUCUGUUGCCAAGGUUGCGAGUAUUUGGUAUUCGUCGACCGUUUAACCGGAUUGCCAUGCAUAGCCAAGCUUGGUCACUCAGCCACGUCAGCUGACGCCAUCCGUCAUUUCCGCAGGUGGUUCCCAGACGUAGGCGUACCACAGGUCAUUUCAACGGACGGCGGUCCUCAGUUUGCGUCUCACAGAUUUGCUGAAUUUUGCGAGCGCUGGGGAAUCCGUCAUAUCAAGUCGUCCCCUCACUACCCGCAGUCGAACGGACAUGCGGAGGCAGCCGUGAAGGCAAUGAAGUACCUGGUGGAAAAGACUACCAAUGAUGGUAAUCUAGACACCGAUGCUUUCCAGCGUGGCCUUCUCGAGUGGCGCAAUACUCCUGGCACUUCGGGAAAGAGCCCUGCCCAGUUACUGUAUGGUCGCCCACUCGUCUCCUUCGUUCUCGCCCAAUGGAGCCAGUUUGACUCCCACUGGCAAGACACCGCAUCUGACAUGGAUGAUGUUGAUCGAGUAGACCAGCCUCCCAGUCAGCCUCACCGAGAGCUUCCCCACUUGUCUAUCGGGACGCACGUUGACAUUCAGCACCCGAAGACAAAACGGUGGUCUUCCCGCGGCGUUGUCGUGGCUAUCGGUGACCACCGCGACUACUACGUCAAGCUACCGAGUGGACGCGUAUAUGGGCGCAACCGUCGCUACCUCCGCCCGUACCGUCCUCCUACUCCAGCUUCAACAGCCAUGCCUGCAUCGUCUCCCGUACCCGACGCUUCACCACAAGCAGUCCAUGUGACUCAGUCGUCGCCACAGUCAACUGUUCAGGUACCACCUCAAACAAGCCAACGUCCCCGGCGACAGAAUGUCCCUUUCAACAUUAUUUCAACGCGUGGACAAUCGUACAAUUAA
Molecule: messenger RNA, 1494 nt
Organism: Sycon ciliatum
Lineage: Eukaryota; Metazoa; Porifera; Calcarea; Leucosolenida; Sycettidae
Exons: 1
Coding region: 1-1494 (497 amino acids)
Biological process (GO): DNA integration
Molecular function (GO): nucleic acid binding
Source: RefSeq, a predicted model, not a curated record